Molecule: messenger RNA, 7123 nt
Organism: Gallus gallus (chicken)
Lineage: Eukaryota; Metazoa; Chordata; Aves; Galliformes; Phasianidae
Gene: TOGARAM2
Product: family with sequence similarity 179 member A
Exons: 20
Coding region: 3570-6512 (980 amino acids)
Biological process (GO): microtubule cytoskeleton organization
Cellular component (GO): cytoplasmic microtubule; cilium
Molecular function (GO): microtubule binding
Source: RefSeq, a predicted model, not a curated record
AAAAUCAAAUCUGCUUUCUGAAUCAGUCAUCGCUGAGGGUUAGGGCACGGUUCUGUGGCUCCUGGUGUGCCUGCUUGUCCCUGCAGGGUGGUAACCAAGUCUGCUUUGGACAGUGGUUUAAAUUGCUGUGUUUCACUAAGUUGAACCUUGGCACCUCUCCUCAAAGGGAGUAGAAUUCUGUAGAAAGGAGUAGAAUUGUGGGGUUUUUUUGUCUGUUUGCUUUUUCCAAGCAGAGAAAGAAAGAGAACCUUGCUGAACUUACUGGCUGUCUGGUCCUAGAGACAUAGGUGAACAAACUUUCCUCCAACUUAGCCUCUGUUUUCAGAGAAGAUUAUUCCAGGAAGAACUGGAUCUGUGGAAGGUAUAGGAGGGUGAGAAGGGAAGAUCUACAGCCUGAUGCACCUUGUGUUCCUUUUGGGGUUCAGAGAUGCUGGCCUGCUUCAGCUACAGAGCAGGGCCGGACCAAGAUGUGAAGGGCUGAGAUAUGAGGACUGUCUGCUCAUUAUCACAGCUGUUGGCAGGUUACUCUCCCUCCAUUUCUUUCUCUCUCUGGAGAGAAUAUCUUUGCCUCUCUUCUUUCCCUUCCUUUUCUUCCCUCGCAAUUUACCAAGCUGGGGCCCUGCUGCAGGGACCACAGCUGUGACAACAGCAACAGCCUCUUGCACUUGUGCAGUUCUUGUCAUGACAAGGACCUCCUUUUUGGAGAAGCUUCCAAGCAGUUUGCAAAGCUUUCAAGCAUCGUGUUCAUAUUUCAGCUGGAGACGCUCACCUGUAAUAACUGAAGUUGACUUAUUCAACUUCACGCAUGCAGGGGUUGCGUUUAGAGUCUCUGUUUUCCUGAUCUUAAGAUUGACAUUUUGCUGCAGGCUGGGUGGCAAGCUGACAGCAGAGCUCGCACUGCUCCUGCACGCUUUUCAUCCUGUUCUUCAGCUUUGUUCACUUCCAGCAGCAGCCUGUAGAGAUCUUGGAAUCCAAAUGCUCACGGAGUUAGGUGACAUCUGGUAGCUGAGGUGAAUGGAGACUUUAAAAAUGUCAUUGAUGCUUGAAAGGUGGACUUAGAUCCUGAACAUGAUAGAGGGGUGUUUAAGUGCCCUAAGGACGGGGGAAUAAAGUCUGAGCAGUGGGAACUGUUGUGUUUCAAGGUUCGUACAGCACUAAGAACAGCAUUAGGACUUAGUGAAAUAGAUACAAGAGUAAUAAAAUGGACAAUUAAACCCAUCUCAUUAGAGCCUUUGUGCUCCCAAUGCUUGUUACUCGCAAUGAAAAAUUUCAGUACGUAACUCGGAUCCCACAGUGCUGCUGAAUGAGAUUGGUUCAGAUCAUUGAGAAUUUCCCUGCCUGGUGGUUAUGCAGAACAGGACAGAACCCUUGGGAUGCUCCUUGAAGCUACCUUGGAUUUAUACAGGCGUCCGUGACAACCUGCCAUAGUUAGAGUGCUUGCACUUGUUUGUGCCUUUAUGAAAGAUGCAGGGAACAGUAUGGGAGGCCUCACAGGGAGCAGAGCAUGGGGCAGAGGGUGUAUUUUAGUGAUCCUUUACUACUGAAGAGGCAGGGAUAGGGCAGGAGAACACUCUGCAAGGCACUGGGGAGACAUGCCUGAUACUUCCAAGGCAAAUGCAGUCAAAAGAAGCCAGUGUGAUGUCAUGUGAUGAGCAAAGCCCUGCAUGGGCUCAGGACCCUGUGGUGCCAGAGUUGUAGCCAAAGCACUUCCAUAAAGAAAAUCCUUCUAAUGCUUUUGGUCAAGGUUAUGCCCAAGGCAACGAGUCGGUGUACUUGGCUCCUUGCUACCUCAUUGUGUCUAACCGGCACAGGAGCCCACAGAUCAAUCCAUCACCCACUGCUGGGGAACUGGCACUUUUGGCCACAGCACCAACAAAGGCCAUCACAAACGUGUGUACAGUGCUCACAUAACCGUGGUGUCCAGCAGGACACCUCAUUAGAGCUGGAAUGAGGGUUUGUUCGGGUGUGUUUAGAAGGAGUUAAUGAGGUUUGGCAUUCAGAGCAGCUUAUUUCUAACUCUCGAUUCGCUGCCCUGGGUAAGCUGCUGCUUAUGGUAACUCUUGUUUCGUGGCUGAGCAGCCCUGCUGUGCUGAGAAGCAGCCCAGACAGGAGCUUUGGACAGGGGCACUGAGUUUGAAGACCUUCCAAACAUGAGGUGAAGGCAGAACACAUUAAAAAGGCAACGUGUGUUUGCUGUGCUGGGAAGCCACCAGAGAAAGAGGUUGUUAGUUAGGGGAGACGGUAAUGAUAGUAUUAAAUAAUCUCUAUUUUCAUUUACUGAGUGCUAAUGAUCCAAAGAAGCUGAAAAUCCCAGAGGAUGUGUUUCCUGUGGAUUAACCCAGCGGAAUGGCAAGACAUACAGUUAUUGUAUAAUGAAACUUCACCAAGGCCUGGAGCUGCUCAGAUGCAUUCUUGCUCCAUUUUGCUCUUCAGAAAGCCAGUUUUUAGCAUAUUAUUUACACAAUAGUGAACCACUGGCACUGUUCUCUGUACAGAUAAUGGCACGAUCUUAUUUUGAGCUUCUCUCAUCAGUGGCAGAAGAGGAAUCCUCCACAUGAGGCUGCAGGAAAAUUGCUCUUCCAUUAUCAUUCCAGACUUUGUGCGGUCUUCUGUCCCUUUUAUCCCCCUCAAAAAAAAAAAAAAAAAAAAGUGACCUUAUAUAAACAUACAUUUGGGGUUUUCCACAACAUGUAGUUGGCCUGAAUUGAGAAUUCUGCCCUGAAUUGAGCCAAUUAGGCCUCUGGGGCCAUAAGUAAUGCCCUUCCCACUUCUGUUAACAUGUAGGACAGCAGCCUGACCGAAGAACAACACUGAGGCAUGGAGAUACUGGCCUCAUGUUGAGUCACUUUUAUUGCAGCCUAUGUCAGUGGCAAGAGGGAGCCUCCUGUCCUAACUAUAAGGUGCACUCAUUUCUGGUACGUACUGCUCUCUCUUGGGUAUUUUUAACACUUGCAGCAACAGAGCAUGCUCAGCUUCAUUUCGGAGGUGAUCUCAACCAGCCAAAAGUGCCACUGAUGUAUUUUCUAGAUAUUCAUCCUACACGACGAAAUUAAAGACAGUAUACCUUAACGCUGCUUUGUGCCCUUGUCCCACUCACAGUGACACCUCUCGUUCCUUGUUUUAAUGUGCACAGUUUGAAAUAGACUGAGAUUUGUAUUUUAGGGAUAUUUAGUGUCUGGCUUUCACUGAAAAUAAUGGGAGUCAGACUCUAAAGACCCUCUCAGCAUCUUUGUUCCUUGACCUUAAGCUGUCUCUUUGAAUUUACGUAGUAUAACAGAAAGGUUUAAAGUCAGAAAUGGAUUAACAGCUAACACCAGUCUAUCUGGAAUUGCUUGCUUUAUUCCAGAUGAAGCCAUUGACAGCUUUGGAGGAGAUGUAAAUGUGUUGGGCAGAGGAUGGAGCUACAGGGCCUUGCUGCUUAUAUGAGCAUUUCCUACUGUAAAUUGCUCGAGGACACCAUUUUAUCUGAUUGCUCCUGAUGCUGCAAAGGACCCCAGUGGCAGCUGUGUCAGGCCCAGUGACAGGCACCACGUGCAGCCUCUCGCCUGGACGGAGCCUAUCGUCCCCCCAUGGCAACAGAAGAUAAUUUUGCAGCAGCUAAGUAUGAUGCUCCAGUUGCUGUCUACUGUGGGAGCGUCCCAAAAGUCAAACCCAGAUGCAGAGCUCUGCGGGGUGGAAGCAUUGAUUCAAACUUGCAGCUUUGUGGCAGCAGAUGGAUUACUGAAGAAGGAGGGGCCAUCUCUUCCCUGGAGGGCUGGGGCAGCAAGGCUUGUGUGCAGGACCUCGAUGCUGGGGUUGGAGGUGAUCUCUCCCCCCUUCCUCAUCCCCAGGAAAGGGAGGUGAGCAGUGCUGCCCUGGAAACUGCUCAGAUCAAGGACAAGCUGAAGAAGAGGAGGAUGUCUGAGGGCCUGUUAGCCCCACUGAGAGGCCUGACUGAAAGCAGUGACCUGAAGGGGGUUGCCCUGAAGCCUGCAAUUUCUAGGUCAGCCUCCCAGAGGCUCCUGGUAACCUCCAAGCCCGUGCCCCCCAUCCAGAACAGCCUUCCUCCCCCAGAGCCCAGCUGGAUGAGCAACGGGGAGCAGGAGCUCCGGGAGGAUGGAACAACAGAUCAUGGUGGCAGUGAAGGCAACAACAAAGAACUGACAUCAGAGGCUUCAUUGCAGCCUCUGUACUGUGGUGACGAGGAAAGGAAGAAGUCACUGGGGGUGGCUUUGAUUCCUCCCAUCCCCAAGUCAGCAAGACCAUCUGACGGGGAUCCCAGCAGCACUGAAAUGCCUCUUCCAAGCUCACAGCAGCUGAUUUCUCAAGAGCCCCUGGAGAUGAGGCCAAGAUCAGGCAGCAGGACAGAAGAGAAGACCCCUGCGUCUCUGGAACUCCGGACUCCGGAACCCAUCUUGCCUAUUCCCCAGCAUCGUGUUGCCUGUAGCAUGAAGUCUGUGAGGCAUGCGUAUGAACCCGUGCCCCCAUUGGCAGAUCUGCCCCUCAGCCAGGCCAAAGAGACGGAUCACCUUUCAAGUCCUCGCCUUCUGAAGGACGAUGACUGGAAGGACAGCAAUGGAAGGAUCCAUAUCACCAUAUCCAAGUCUGCUCAGGAGAAAAUGCGCCAGAAGCAAACAAGAGAGAUGGAGCUUUUGCUCAGAGAGAGGGAGAAAGAGAGAGCAAAGGAGAAGUCAUUGCAGUUCUCCACUUGGAGCGCUGACCCUGGGGGUGUGGCUGGAGAAGACUUUGGCUCACCGCACAUCAAUGGGGCACUCUCCAUCUCCUCCAGCACCAGCAAUGCGUGCAGGUCAAGCAUUGGUGCCACGCUGAGGAAGCGGGUCAACAGGCCCUCCUUGCCCAGCAUCCCUGUCAUCAGCCAGGACACCAGCUUCCCACGGCACUCUUCAGCAAACUCACUGCCAGCCAUUGCUUUGGGCUGCCCGGAAUGGGGAGAGGAGCCUGAGUGUGGGGAUGCCGGGGAAACCAGACCCUUCUCUCAUCCAGAGCAGGGGCUGCUGGAUGCACUUGCGUGGCUCAACAGCAGUGACUGGCAGCUGAAGGGGAAAGGACUCUUCAGCAUCAGACGCUUGGCCAUCUGCCACUCGGAAAUCCUCCUCAGUAGACUUCAUGAUGUUACCUUGGCAGUUACCAAAGAGGUGAACAACCUCCGCUCGAAGGUGUCUCGCUUUGCAAUCAACACUCUUGGAGAGCUCUUCAGGAUCAUGAAGAAACACAUGGACCAGGAGGUAGAGGAGGUCGCUCGGGCCUUGCUGCAGAAGACGGGGGACUCCAGCGAGUUCAUUCAAAAAGCAGCUGAUCGAUCCCUGGGGAUUAUGGUGGGGAGUGUGACUCCUGCAAGAGCAAUGGCUGCUCUCCUGGCUGGUGGGGUCAAUCACCGCAAUGUCCUGGUGCGGAGGUACACAGCAGAGCACCUACUGACUGUGAUGGAGCAGAUUGGAGCUGAAAAGCUCCUGUCAGGCACGCGUGACAGCGUCGAGCUUCUCGUUCACAUGCUGGUCAAGCUUGCUCAGGACUGCAAUCAGGAUACAAGGUUUUAUGGAAGGAAGAUGCUGAAUAUAUUGAUGAGUCAUCCAAAAUUUGAUGGACAUUUGAAACAAUUUCUCCCCUCGCGUGACUUGCAAGUUGUUAUGGCAACAAUUAAGCAGAAAGGGGUAGAAGACCAUACGCCUGAACCUCCAUCUGCCAAAGGCCGCAGGGAGUCCAGGAACAGUGGUUUGAUGACGUCCCAGGAAAACUUGCCUUCUCAUGAAGGGUCCAGCUCUGAUGUCCUCCUCUUACCCCAUCAGACAGUUCGGCGCACAUCGCUUCGCACUGUGGAAGAGAAUGAACAACUCAAAGAGCUUAACAAUCUCCUGUCAGCAAAGGAGUUUCAGACACGAAUAGAGGGAGUCAUGCUCCUCCUAGAUCACUGCAAAAGCAACCCCCAGCUCAUCUCAGCGAAUAUUGUCCAGAUUUUUGAUGUUUUUGUCCUGAGACUUCAGGAUUCCAAUAAGAAAGUGAAGCAGCAGUCACUGGAAGCUCUGGCUUCAGUUAUACCCAUUCUCAGAGACACCUUACACCCAGUGCUGGUCUCUUUGGUAGCAGCAGUCACAGACAACCUGAACUCAAAGCAUACAGGGAUUUAUGCUGCGGCUGUGAAGGUGUUGGAAGCAUCCAUUGCUCACCUAGACAACGCAUUACUGCUGCAAGCCUUGGCCCACCGCGUGCGUUUCCUCAGUGGCCGAGCCAUGCAGGACGUCACGGAGCACCUCUCAGUGCUUGUGGCAUCUGUUUAUCCCCGGAAAGCCCACGUGGUCGAACGCUACGCCCUGCCCGUGCUCUGGUUCUUCCUGAGCAACAUGAUCGGAAAUGGUGUCCUGCCCGGGCGAAGCAGCAAUGUCAGGGCUGCAGUCACCAAGCUUGCCAAGAGCCUCCACCAAGAGAUGGGCUCCAGCCUCAAGGAGCUUGCUGCCAGCCAGCCUCCGCACGUGGCAAAACACCUCUGGCACGUUUUGGACCUGGAUGGUCAGUGAAGAAGGCUUGGUGUCCUCCACGCAGCUGGCAGAGACCCCGGCAUUGGCUUUACUCCGGUUUUGAAGCACCAGAUUUAUCCUACAGAGUUUAUAGCUACAGAUGUACAUAGUCUAUUUUGAUGUAGGCUAUUUUUUAAAAAAAAGGAAGUAUUUUUCAAAGCUUUUAUUUCUUGAGCUUGCAGAACUUACAUAGACAUGAAAAAAAAUAAAAACCCAUGUGUAAAUGCAACUUGUAACUGUAAAAAGGGAGUAAUAUAUUUAUAUACGUACUUGGAAGGUGAGAGAUGUGCAUAUAUACUUACUUACGAUGUAAGAGAUGGGUUUUGUAAACGUAUGAGCUGCAGGAUUAGAUAGCUUGCUGUCAGUGCAGUAGCAGAUGCACAGGUCAAACUCUGGUACCAGAACAGGAGAAAUCCCCUUGGCUUUGAAAUUUCCCUCCUAUUUCAAGGGGUGUAUCUUGUCUGUAGUCCCCUUUCCUUCCCCAUGUAACAGGCUGACGCACAGAGGUCCUGGGGCAGCAAUUGGCUGAGGGCAUAAUACUGAGUCUGGAGUGAGGUAAGCUGUGGUUGGCACCGUGGAACAAAUAAAGCCUAAUUUUUGUUUAACAUGUA